This is a messenger RNA of Daphnia magna, 526 nucleotides long. Its product is annotated as histone H2A. NCBI's taxonomy places the organism in Eukaryota, Metazoa, Arthropoda, Branchiopoda, Diplostraca, Daphniidae. The record is from RefSeq and is a predicted model, not a curated record. Bases 33 to 413 code for a protein of 126 amino acids. The transcript has a single exon. Gene Ontology annotation, cellular component: nucleosome. Gene Ontology annotation, molecular function: DNA binding; protein heterodimerization activity; structural constituent of chromatin.
AGGAAUCUUUCCAGUUAACUCACACACCCAUUAUGUCUGGUCGAGGAAAAGGAGGCAAAGUAAAGGGAAAGUCAAAGACUCGUUCUAGCAGGGCCGGACUUCAAUUCCCCGUCGGUCGUAUUCACCGCAUGCUCCGUAAAGGGUCGUACGCUGAGCGUGUCGGUGCUGGUGCCCCUGUCUACCUGGCUGCCGUCAUGGAGUACUUGGCCGCUGAGGUUCUCGAGUUAGCCGGUAAUGCCGCUCGUGACAACAAGAAGACCCGUAUCAUCCCCCGUCACUUGCAGCUGGCUAUUCGCAACGACGAAGAGUUAAACAAACUGCUUUCUGGUGUUACCAUCGCACAGGGAGGUGUUUUGCCUAACAUCCAGGCUGUUCUUUUGCCUAAAAAGACUGAUAAACCAGCCAAAGCUUAAAAAUGAUCGCAUGACUUAUACUAAAUCAGCCCUUUUUAGGGCUACCAAAAACUUCUUGCAAAGAGCUCACAACGCCACUCAAUCAAAAAAGACAUUUUUACGGGCUAGUGUAG